Spea bombifrons (plains spadefoot toad) is the source of this 1736-nucleotide messenger RNA. RefSeq names its product tubulin alpha chain. Gene Ontology annotation, molecular function: GTP binding; structural constituent of cytoskeleton. Gene Ontology annotation, biological process: mitotic cell cycle; microtubule cytoskeleton organization. Bases 134 to 1483 code for a protein of 449 amino acids. Gene Ontology annotation, cellular component: cytoplasm; microtubule. The record is from RefSeq and is a predicted model, not a curated record. The transcript is spliced from 4 exons. Lineage: Eukaryota; Metazoa; Chordata; Amphibia; Anura; Pelobatidae.
AAAAGGUGCCGCCCCGCGCGCAUUCCUGGGCAGAUCUUACCGAGACUCCUAACUGUCGGUCGGUGAGAAGCCAAGACUUUCCUAUUUCCCGAACGCCGGCUUUUGCUUUGUAGAGUUAUAACAUCAAAGAAACAUGCGUGAGUGCAUCUCUAUACACGUUGGUCAGGCUGGUGUGCAGAUCGGCAAUGCCUGCUGGGAGCUGUACUGUCUGGAACAUGGCAUUCAGCCUGAUGGGCAGAUGCCCAGUGACAAAACCAUUGGAGGAGGUGACGAUUCCUUCAACACAUUCUUCAGCGAGACUGGAGCUGGGAAACACGUCCCUAGGGCUGUGUUUGUAGAUCUGGAGCCAACUGUCAUUGAUGAGGUUCGUACUGGUACAUACCGUCAGCUGUUUCACCCAGAGCAACUUAUUACUGGGAAGGAAGAUGCUGCCAACAAUUAUGCCCGUGGACACUACACAAUUGGCAAGGAAAUUAUUGACUUGGUGCUGGACAGGAUCCGCAAACUGGCUGACCAGUGCACAGGUCUUCAGGGUUUCCUGGUCUUUCACAGCUUUGGUGGUGGUACUGGUUCUGGUUUCACCUCCCUGCUGAUGGAACGUCUCUCUGUUGAUUAUGGGAAGAAGUCAAAACUUGAGUUUGCCAUCUAUCCAGCACCACAGGUCUCAACAGCUGUGGUUGAGCCCUACAACUCCAUCCUUACCACCCACACCACAUUGGAGCACUCAGACUGUGCCUUCAUGGUGGACAAUGAGGCCAUCUAUGACAUCUGCCGUAGAAACCUAGAUAUUGAGCGUCCCACCUACACCAAUCUGAAUCGCCUUAUCAGUCAGAUAGUGUCCUCUAUUACAGCCUCUCUCAGAUUUGAUGGUGCGCUGAAUGUAGAUCUUACUGAAUUCCAGACCAACUUGGUGCCCUAUCCCCGUAUUCACUUCCCUCUGGCUACAUAUGCCCCAGUUAUCUCAGCAGAGAAGGCUUACCAUGAGCAGCUCACUGUAGCUGACAUAACAAAUGCCUGCUUUGAGCCAGCUAACCAGAUGGUGAAAUGUGACCCACGUCACGGUAAAUACAUGGCUUGCUGCCUGCUGUACCGUGGUGAUGUGGUUCCUAAAGAUGUUAACGCUGCUAUUGCCACCAUUAAGACAAAGCGUAGCAUUCAAUUUGUAGACUGGUGUCCAACUGGUUUCAAAGUAGGCAUUAACUAUCAGCCCCCAACUGUGGUUCCAGGUGGUGACCUGGCCAAGGUCCAGCGUGCUGUGUGCAUGUUGAGCAACACCACUGCAAUUGCUGAGGCCUGGGCCAGACUGGACCACAAGUUUGACCUUAUGUAUGCCAAGCGUGCCUUUGUGCACUGGUAUGUGGGUGAGGGUAUGGAGGAGGGAGAGUUCUCUGAGGCCCGUGAAGACAUGGCUGCCCUGGAGAAGGAUUAUGAGGAGGUUGGUGCUGAUAGCGCUGAUGCAGAAGAUGAAGGUGAAGAGUAUUAGACUUGUUGCUUGAAAUGAGCUUUUUCUUUCUGUUGCUGAAACUCCCAAUCUGAAGUCUAAUUUUUUUAAAUAAAGUGCCAUUUUAAAUGUGGCUAAGAAAUGUAUGUUUUCUGUAGUGUCUAAUUUGGUGAAAAACUGCCAGACAAAGUCAACUGUUCGCAUAAAAGUACUUACCUAGGGUCAGAAAACAGUAUUUUAUUUUCUUCAUUCAAGACGUUCUAGUCACGUUUAAUAAAGCUAAUUAAAAUACUGA